Messenger RNA from Lemur catta (Ring-tailed lemur), 2512 nucleotides. It is a transcript of the gene HHLA2, whose product is annotated as HERV-H LTR-associating 2. Gene Ontology annotation, cellular component: external side of plasma membrane. Gene Ontology annotation, biological process: immune response; T cell costimulation; negative regulation of T cell proliferation. NCBI's taxonomy places the organism in Eukaryota, Metazoa, Chordata, Mammalia, Primates, Lemuridae. The record is from RefSeq and is a predicted model, not a curated record. The transcript is spliced from 9 exons. The coding region runs from base 262 to 1488 and encodes 408 amino acids.
CUCCUGUCCUUUUCCUCUGGGUUUUGUCGUGUGCAGAAUAGGCCUGAGACAACUGCAGCCCAUUUACUACCACAAGGGAAGCCAGACUGUAUGUGGAGCAAACCCACAGGAGGCAGAGGACAGACAAGGGACGCGGUGACGUGAGUCCUGCAUGCAGGAGAGUACUCACUCUGCACCAGAUGUGAUGGUGAUGCCGCUUUUGAAUGAUACUAAAGCCUAAGGAACACCUCCUAUGCAUAGCUAAUAUGACCUCCACAAAACAUGACGGCACAGGUGGUGCUAUCUAUCUUCCUCAUUCUCACACCACUUCUGAAUGGAUUUGAAGAUACCUUGUUUUCAGCUUUCUUUAGUUAUUUGAGUAGUACAAAUGAGCAAAUCAUCAUUGGAAGAUUUGAUGAAGAUAUAAUUCUCCCUUGCUCAUUUAAGAGUGGGUCCAAAGUCAUAAUUCACUGGCAGAAUCAAGGUACCAACAAUGUUCACAGUUACUACAGAGGCAGUGACCAUUUGGAAAGGCAAGAUCCCAGAUAUACAAACAGGACAUCCCUCUUCCAAAGUGAGAUUCACAACGGGAACGCUUCUCUGUCUCUCAGAAGAUUAAGCCUUGUGGAUGAAGGAAUUUAUGUCUGCUAUGUAGGAACUGAAUUUGGAAAAAGCAAGAACACUGUGGUGCUAAAGGUGGGAGCUUUCCUCAUGCCUGUGAUGAAGUAUGAGAAGAGGAACACAAACAGUUCCUUAAUAUGCAGCAUACGUAUUCAUCCUCCUUCAAAUAUCAUGUGGAAAAUGAACAACACCACACCUGUCUCUGAAAGCAAUAUGGAAGAAAUCAGGUCUUCGGGUCCUUCUUAUAUUAAAAGUACACUGGAUAUUACAGGAUCACAUUCAUCUUAUGAAUGUGCUAUUGAAAAUUCAUUGCUGAAGCAAACCUGGAUGGGACGAUGGGCAAGGAAAGAUGACCUUCGUAGAAUGCAAAGUGAACAUGUUUCACUUUCAUGUCAACUUGUAAACAACUCUUUUCCACCAAACCAAGACUUCAGAGUUACUUGGUCCAGAGUAGAAAGUGGGACUUCCUCUGUCCUGGCUUACUAUCUGAGCUUCUCACAAAAUAUAAUUAUCAAUGAACCCCGAUUCUCAUGGAACAAAGAGCUGAUAACCCAGAGUGACUUCUCUAUGAAUCUGACAGAUCUCAGUCUUUCAGACAGUGGGGAAUAUUUAUGUAAUAUUUCUUCAAGCAAAUAUACUUUACUCACCGUCUACGCACUGCAUGUAGAACAGAGCCAAGGAACAGCUUCCUGGUACAUAUUGCUUCUGAUGUUGGUGGUUUUUCUGAUUUUGUCAGUUCCUGUGAUAAAAUGUUGCCUGGACCGUAUGUUAAGACGUACCUAUUAUGGCAUAGAAAGAAGCCACGUCUUUAAUGAUGAGACAGCCAGCAAAGAUGCUGACAAUGCAAAAGAAAGUAUGCCUCUUUCAGAAUAUCCAGCCAGUACAUGAAAUGAAGACAAGACUGUGACAACACAUGACAACCAUCCUUAAUAUCCAGUGACUUCAUCUCCCCUUUCUUCACUGCAAUCCCAGGCAAAGGCUUGUCAGACCAGACAGUUUUACUACUGCAAAGACGUGUAACCAUUCUCUUUUAUGGUAUCACGUUACUCUUCAAGACAUACGCAUCGUUCGCUGAUCUCCUGCCUACAUUAAAAGCAUAAAUGCCUGGAUGUUAAGGAUUCCAGUUCAACUUAGAAGAGACCCGUCUCAUUCAUUUACAUUCCUGCUGCAGUCAGCCCAGGAGGUUACAGUGAGACUCCCCUUGAGAACUGGGAAGAAAUGUUUAUCACUAGGAGAUUAUUCAAAAUGUGAUCAACUAAUAAUGGGUGAGAGAACAGGUGGUCACCUUAGUGAAAAGGUUAAAAACCAAGGCCUAGAAACCAAGACAAUUGAUUUAACAAGAUAUUUUAUUCUAGUUUUAUAUAAAUGGUUAUAUCAGGGUGAGCAACUAGAUUUUGGAUGGUGAGUCCUGGGGGACUCUGAAGAGUAAGAAUGUCAGUAUCUCUAAGACCACUUAGGGAAACAGGCUGAAAUCAACAUAAGAAUUGACAUUUUUCAAGUUGGGUUAUGCCUGCUAACACCAGGCCUACAUAGGUCAGUGAUUCUAGUCAUGAAGAUAGUUUAAUGAACUCUUCUUGUUCAUAUUGUUAAUCAGCCUUGCCAAAGAUUUAGAUUUCCAUAUAAAUUUUUAUGCAAGAAGAGAAGGGAGAGCCCAGAAGACUUGAUGAUCUGUUCCCCUUAAUUUUAAUCAUUAGUUUACAUGGAAGAAAUAAGCUAAUGUUAUUACUUGUGAAUUUGUCACUAUAACCAGGCUUUUUGAGACUUAAUUGAUCCAGAUUUUGAUCCUAUAGUUUAUUAAAGAAAACAAACUGAAUUGUGGUGUUGGUGCCAUCUGGUCUGAUUUUUCUCCCACAUAUGUACAAAGUCUCCAUACAAAGGAAAAAUGUUAUAAUAUUUUUUACAUAAAGGUACA